Messenger RNA from Trypanosoma theileri, 492 nucleotides. RefSeq lists its product as uncharacterized. The annotation marks the transcript as partial. The transcript has a single exon. The record is from RefSeq and is a predicted model, not a curated record. NCBI's taxonomy places the organism in Eukaryota, Euglenozoa, Kinetoplastea, Trypanosomatida, Trypanosomatidae.
GAUAAUGAGGAUGACGUGAUGUCUGAGGCUACAUCAGGAUGUUCGCGGGCUGUCUCACUUAAUGGGAGUUCCAGAUUAGUUGCGACUGUGCUAAUGGGGUUUUUUAGACCUUUUCCUGCGGCGCAGCGUCUCAAACUGCUGACAUCCAUGUGUGAGCGGUGGGGUGUGGAGGUUGAUGGUGUUGCUGGUAAUCGCAAUUUGGAUGGUCGGGCUGCUGCACUGGUGGACCUUCUUGCUGUGAAGCUGAACCACGUGCUGGAGCGUGCUGCCGGUGUUUCAACGUGGUACUCCCAUGCUUUGCGGAGUGUGUCUGAUCGUCGCUCGAUGGGUUGGAGUUCGUCAAUCCCACCUGAACGCAGACCACUGAUUGCAUCCUCAUGUGCUUCCAGCUGGAUGGAAACGUGUAGGGAUCGUUUUGGUGCAUCUACAAUCUCUUCACCUAAUUCCUCAAGGACCGUGGAGUUUGGUAUGCCAAACUUUUAUGGUAGAUGA